Molecule: messenger RNA, 1126 nt
Organism: Dothidotthia symphoricarpi CBS 119687
Lineage: Eukaryota; Fungi; Ascomycota; Dothideomycetes; Pleosporales; Dothidotthiaceae
Exons: 2
Coding region: 253-957 (234 amino acids)
Source: RefSeq, a predicted model, not a curated record
UUUUUUUCGUUCUAGGGACUGGAUCUCUUUUUUGCGCGUCUUACUUUCGGUCUUACGCCAGCUCUGGUUUUUUUUUGGGGGGUUUCGGAUUUCCAUCAGCAGCAACAACUACACAGCUCAGCACGAAAAAAAAAAAAAAGUGCCAGUAAAAAAUCCAUUGGCUUGGAUAUAAUACGUACUACUUUCGCAUCAACCGAAAUAUCGAUCAUUUCUAUAUCGCAACGUACAUCAAUCAACCAACCACAUCCAACAAUGCUCUUCACAACACCCAUCUCGCUGCUCCUCGCUUUGGCGCCAACAACCAUCUUCGCCGCACCAACACAGACAUUCGAUGCGCUAGCGCAGCUUGUCCCCCGCAAAGCGCAGACGUCAGCCUCGCAAUGCGACCUCUCUAAUGCCGUCUUGCCAACCGCCCCCACACCUCUCCCCGCCGUCGGAGCAGGCCUAACACUCCGCCACGUCGCCAUCGGCCGCGGCACACAAAACUACACAUGUGCUUCCGCGUCAGCAACAACCGUGCCCGUAGCCGUCGGCGCCGUGGCCUCGCUUUUCAACGCAACAUGCGACACGGUUAACUCGCCCGCCGUCGUGGCAGGCGUGACCAAGAUCGCCUUGCUCUACUCUGUCCCCUCGUCUGCGCUCGCGGAAUCUCGCUUGUCGGGACACCACGAAUUUACCGACAAGAAGGUCCCGUUGUUCAAGCUGGAAACGGAUCGUGUGAAUUACGGCUACGUUCAGGCCAUACCUGAUGUGGUGAAGAGUAGUGCGCCCGCCAAUUCGGAGAAGGGUAGCAACGGACAGGGGAGCGUGCCAUGGUUGAAACUCAACGCUGUCGAGGGCGAUUACAAGGAAGUCUACCGUGUGAACACUGCGGGGGGGAUGGCGCCGAAAACAUGCGAGGGCAUUAGUGGAGGAUUCACAGUGGACUACGCGGCGCAAUAUUGGUUUUACGCGUGAGUGCCCUGAUAGAGUCUUGGAGCGUAGAGCAUAUGCUGGCGUUUUUGUUGUUUUGUCGUCCUCGCUAUUGAGGGCGUCGUAGAUAGUAUUGCCUUCUCUGCAGCCGCUGCUGUGCUUCAUCGUGGGCCAGUGGUCGCCGUAUUAUACCCGUAAUAUACAUGUUUUCAAU